Molecule: messenger RNA, 1019 nt
Organism: Brassica napus (rape)
Lineage: Eukaryota; Viridiplantae; Streptophyta; Magnoliopsida; Brassicales; Brassicaceae
Product: pentatricopeptide repeat-containing protein At1g06140, mitochondrial-like
Exons: 2
Coding region: 217-783 (188 amino acids)
Biological process (GO): RNA modification
Molecular function (GO): protein binding; RNA binding
Source: RefSeq, a predicted model, not a curated record
AAUUUGAAAUCUCGUUUCAACAAUUCUUCUAUUAUUGGGUCGUUGGCUAAAGAGACAAGUUCAUUUAAAUCACGUAAGUACAGUAUAAUGCAAAAAUUGGGUUACAAGUCUCCUACAACUUCAGCGCUCAUCCGCACGACUCUGCGGCGAAUCAAGUUGGUGGUGGUAAGCUUCAUUACCUAAUCCUCCGCCGAUUACAGGCGCACUUCACCACCGAUGCUUCCGGUGAACAGAACCAACGCUCUUCUAACCAUCCUUACCCAAAUCAAAGCACUGCGCCAUACUCAACAGCUCCACGCGAAGGUUAUAGUCCAUGGACUCGAAGAAGAAGUCGUUCUAGGAUCCAGUCUCACAAACUCCUACAUCCAAUCGAAUCGUCUCGAUCUCGCCACCGCUUCCUUCGAUCGAAUCCCUCCCCGGAAGAGGAACCGUUACUCGUGGAACACGAUCCUCUCCGGUUACUCCAAAUCCAAGAAUCACUGCGAAAGCUUGCGUCUUUACAAUCGCAUGAGGAGGGAUUGCGAUGGCGUCGUCGCCAGUUUCAAUUUAGUGUUCGCGAUCAAAGCUUGUGUGGGGUUAGGGGUUUUAGAGAAUGGGGUUCUGAUUCACGGAUUGGCGAUGAAGAAUGGGUUGGAUAAGGACGCUUAUGUGGCUCCGUCUUUGGUCGAGAUGUAUGGAGAGUUUGGUCGUAUGGAAGAUGCGCAGAAGGUGUUCGACGAAAUUACUCUGAGAAGCUCGGUUCUUUGGGCGGUUUUGAUGAAAGGGUAUUUGAGAUACUCGUGAGACUCUGAAGUGUUUCGUUUGUUUUAUCUCUUGAGAGAGGCGGUUUGGGGGUCGAUAAUGCGCUUACGUUGAUAUGUUUGGUGAAGGCUUGUGGGAAUGUCUUUGCUGGUAAAGAAGGUAAGUCAGUGCACAGUUUAUCCAUCAGAAGGGGGUUUAUAGAUCAGAGUGGCUAUUUACAAGCCUCUGUUGUAGAUAUGUAUGUGAAAUGCAGGUUGUUGGAUAAUGCUAGAGAGAUG